This is a messenger RNA of Aspergillus calidoustus, 1648 nucleotides long. The record is from the annotation of a GenBank genome assembly. Lineage: Eukaryota; Fungi; Ascomycota; Eurotiomycetes; Eurotiales; Aspergillaceae.
CAGCUUUCCUCGCCGCCCCUCCUUGCGAGAACUUGAUUCACCGAGUAUUUGUUGCCCUCAUCCGCCCAUCCGGGUAUUGUGAUUGGUGGGAUGUGUUUGCUUUAGAGUCUCUCAAUAUUCUUCCCGCGCGGAAGAAUCAACUUGGUUUCACAAAAGAUUCAAAUGCCAUGGACAAUGCAGGAAUGCUUGAUCCAAAUCGCCCGAGGAUGCUUUGGGAACGACCUUUUGCCAAGUGGAUCCAGGAAGACUAAACCACACACCAGGGCUUCCGAGUUGGGUUGAGUAUGUGUCUGAAAGCAACAGGAAUGUGAGCUGCAUGACCUGGUAUUUCCAUCAACAAAUCUCUGCAACCAUUGUUAUCACUUCCAUGCCUGUUUGCUUGCAUUCAUAUAGCACUGGCAGGGGCUCUCCUUGUAAAGAUAUAAAGAGCCAGGCAAUUGCUCUAGAGUUAAUAUAUAUUACUCGAGAAUUCUUCACUAGCUGUUUACAUAGAUUACUUUAGUAAGGACAAGCCUUUUCUUCCCAGCCUUCAAUAUGUUAUUUCCAGUUCCUUGGGGGCUUGCUAUCAGCACCUUCUUCAUGCUGCAGUUUACUUUCUCCGCCGCCCUCAAUGGUACAAUUCGAACGUACUACGUCGGGGCAGUGGAGGAGGAUUGGGAUUAUAUGCCUACCGGUAUCGACCUCAUCAAUGGAGUCGAGAUAGACCAGUCUCCACAAGCAGCAACCGUGGCCGCACACAACGGUCAGCGCAUUGGACAUGUGUACACCAAAGCUAUGUUUCGGGAGUUUACAGAUGACACCUUUGCUGUGCAGGCAAGGCGACCACAGUGGCUAGGCAUGCUCGGGCCCGUUAUUCGGGCUGAGGUCGGCGACACAGUCGAGGUCACCUUCAAAAACAUGGCUUCAAACAAUCAUUCUAUACAUCCACAUGGACUUCGUUACAGUAAGCCCAACGAAGGGGUAGCGAUGACAGGGCAAGAAUUCGGUGGCAACUCAGUCCCACCAGGUGAAACGUGGACAUAUACGUGGGAGGUUCCAGAACGCGCUGGCCCGGGGCCUUUAGAUCCGCCAUCCUUGGCCUGGACAUAUCACUCCGACGUCUCCGGUGCACAGGAUAUUUAUAGUGGUUUGGUCGGAGCUAUAAUAGUCUACAGGCCAGGAGAGCUUGCCAAGCAUACACUCGACAAUCCAGCGCCCAGAGGUUCGGACCAGAACGAAGAGGUCCUAACUCUAUUUAUGAUAGUGGAUGAGAAUCUGUCGUUCUACAUUGAUGGGAAUACCUUGAACAGAACUAAUAUACUGCGGGGGGAGCUUCAAGUGAAUCGCUUGGACCUUGGUUUUCAAGAAAGCAAUUUGAAGCAUGCCAUCAACGGUCGAUUAUUCGGAAAUCUUGAGGGAUUAAAUCUUACUGUUGGUCGAGAGGCCCGUUGCAAUCAUUGGGAAACGUCCAAAAUGCCCACACACCGCACUGGCAUGGCAACACUCUUACAUGGGCAGGGCAAAGGCUUGAUGUUUUAUCUGUUUUGCCAGCACAGACAAAAUCCUUAACAAUGACUGUUGAUAACCCAGGAGUGUGGGUUCACCAUUGUCAAGUGCUGAAUCAUCGUAGUAAGGGGAUGAUAGUAAAAUAUCAUGCUGUUGACCAGGA